Triplophysa dalaica is the source of this 841-nucleotide messenger RNA. RefSeq lists its product as uncharacterized. Gene Ontology annotation, cellular component: plasma membrane; SNARE complex. Gene Ontology annotation, biological process: vesicle fusion; vesicle-mediated transport; SNARE complex assembly. The transcript is spliced from 3 exons. The record is from RefSeq and is a predicted model, not a curated record. Bases 187 to 492 code for a protein of 101 amino acids. Lineage: Eukaryota; Metazoa; Chordata; Actinopteri; Cypriniformes; Nemacheilidae. Gene Ontology annotation, molecular function: syntaxin binding; SNAP receptor activity.
UGGGAGGGGAAGGUCUGUUUGCAAAUGAGUUCUGCAAUGUUCCAUCCUGUUUCUUAGUGCCUUUAGCUAACAAGAAGGAGAAGUUGCGUUUUCUAACUUUAUUUUUAAGCAAUGGUUCUAAUCCUGGUGUAAACUUACAACAAGAGGUCAAUUCUUGAACCCAGGAACGUAUUUAACAGCACCAGUAUGGCUGACUACAAGACUGAACCAGCACCUACAAAACUCAAUCAAGUUCAGGAUCAAGUUAAUGAUGUUAAAGUGAUUCUCAAAGACAACAUCAACAAAGUUCUGGAGCGAGGAGAAAGGUUAGAUGACCUGAUCGGCAAAACAGAUGAUCUUCAAGCCACGGCUGACUCAUUUCAAAGGACGUCAUCACGUGUUGCCAGAAAGAUGUGGUGGAAAAACACUAAGAUGAUGAUUAUAAUAGGUGUGGUAGUGCUUGCAAUUAUUGUGUUAAUAAUUCUGCUGGCAACAGGAGUGAUUCCCUCAUAAUCCAUUUAGAUCAUAUUAAUGUAUAUGCCCUUGUAAAGUAUAUUUAGAUGCAUUUUUUACUGUGAAAUGUUUUCUUUUGCUGCUUUCGCAUAAAAUACAUUUCAAUUGACAUUCUAUAUAAAUCUGUUAAGGUAUAGUAGUGUACAUAUUUUUUUUCUAAUGGGAAAAUUUCAAAUUUCUCAAAUCCACAGCACAAUUAAUUACAAAUUAACUCAAGUAAAUGUAUCAGUGUAGUAUUUAACAUGUGACUUGACAUUUUCAAAUCAAGACGAAGCCAUUUCAAUAAUUUUGUUAAAGAAAUAACCAAAGGAAACCGAAUAAAGUCUGCAUCCUCUGAGAGGAGUUUUGA